CGGCGGGAAGCGCGCCUAGGCACUUCUCCUCUGUCACGAGCUGCUCCAGUCUCACUAGGACUCGUUCACUACUCAGCAACAUUUGACUUUGGGUCCUUGGAAGUGAAUAUACGACUCAUGAUUCGGACAGCUCGUGAAGACCAUAGCUCGUGGCAUAUUGAAGACAUGUAUGACUGAGGAGAUGUCAUCGUUUGUUUUCUACGUGAUAUGUGUUUCACGUGCUUGCGCACCACAGUGAGGUAGUUUAACUUGGACUCUUUUUCGUGGACCGUUAACGUUUAAUGCCCUGGGUCCGGAUUUGGGUGAUUUAUACGGCGGAUGCGGCGGAAAGAAAUAACGUUGUCGUUGUGUGAACACCGGUGCCGGUGAAAUGAAGUCUCUCAGUUUCCGAAAGUGGAAAUCCUCCCGGAGCGUUUGGAUUAUUUACCCAGAGAUGAUUUUUCUGCCGAUUCUUUGGUUUCUAUCCCAAACUCGGGCGGCCCCGUCUAUAACAACCGAGCAGAUGGAUAUGGGGGUGGAUUGGCUGAGCAAAUAUGGGUACCUCCCACCCCCUGAUCCUGUGAACGGACAGCUUCAGACGAAGGAAGCGCUGACCAAAGCCAUCAAAGCCAUGCAGAGGUUCGGAGGCCUGGAGGAAACUGGAGUUUUGGACCAAGCAACCUUGGGUUUAAUGAAGACCCCACGCUGCUCGCUGCCUGAUGUUUCGGAGCCAGAUAUGUUAGCAGGGCGAAGAAAAAGAGCGGCUCCUCAGACCAAGUGGAGCAAGAGACACCUUUCCUGGAGGGUGAGGACGUUUCCAAAAGAGUCAGUGCUUCUGGGACGGGACACGGUUCGGGCGCUCAUGUACUAUGCCCUCAAGGUGUGGAGUGACAUCGCCCCCCUCAACUUCCAUGAGGUGGCAGGGAAUGAGGCAGACAUCCAGAUUGACUUCACCAAAGCGGACCAUAAUGACGGCUACCCUUUUGAUGGACCCGGUGGCACGGUAGCCCACGCAUUUUUUCCUGGAGAGCGAUUUACAGCCGGUGACACACACUUUGAUGAUGAUGAGGCCUGGACCUUUAGGUCGCCAGAUUCACACGGGAUGGAUCUUUUCGCAGUGGCUGUGCACGAGUUCGGUCAUGCCAUAGGGCUCGCUCACACUUCUGCCAUUGAAUCCAUCAUGCGUCCGUACUACCAGGGGCCAGUGGGGGACCCGCUGAAGUACAACCUUCCGUACGAGGACAAGGUUCGAGUUUGGCAGCUUUAUGGUGUUCGAGACUCUGUAUCACACACAGCGCAGCCAGAUGACCCCUCCCAAACGGCUGAACCUCCCGUCCUGCUUGACCUCCCAGAAAACAGAUCCACAAUCCCACCUGCCCGCGACGCCCCUGACCGAUGCACCAGUCACUUUGAUGCUGUAGCCCAGAUUCGAGGAGAGGCUUUCUUUUUCAAAGGAAAGUAUUUUUGGCGCCUUACACGUGAGAAGCACCUGGUGUCACUAAGGCCGGCUCAGAUUCAUCGUUUUUGGAGGGGGCUGCCCGCCAACCUGGACAGUGUGGAUGCUGUUUACGAGCGACCUGGAGACCAUAAAAUAGUUUUCUUUAAAGGAGGAAAAUAUUGGGUGUUCAAGGACAAUAAUGUCGAGGAGGGCUAUCCAAGGCCCGUCAGCGACUUUGGCCUGCCCGUGGAAGGGGUGGAUGCGGUGUUCGUCUGGCUGCACAAUGAGAAGACGUACUUUUUCAAGGACAGCCGUUACUGGCGCUAUGACGAUCACCUGCGGCGAAUGGACCUCGGCUACCCAAAAGACACAGCGCUGUGGAAGGGAAUCCCACCUCAGCUGGAUGAUGCCAUGCGAUGGUCUGACAGUGCAUCGUAUUUCUUCAGGGGAAAGGAGUACUGGCGGGUAGCGGGCAGCGAUAUGGAGGUUGAAACGGGUUAUCCCCGUUCCAUCGGCAAAGACUGGCUGGUGUGUUCAGAAAUGCAGUCGGACUCUCCGGAGACGCAGAAUAAUUCAAACACCAGGCUCCACGGGCAGCACCACGCGGACCACGCGGAAAAUGGCUACGAGGUGUGUUCGUGCACUUCAGACUCAGCCUCGCCACUGGGCACACGACUAACCCUCUCGCCCGCCUGGAUCUUAGCGCCGCUCUGGACACUCGCGCUCUCUCUCUCCUCUGCUCCCCUCUGAUAAGGGCAGAGCCACAGGCCUGUACUCAAAAACAUUUUAGGACUGAAGCAUACGGUAGCCUGUGGUUGAAGCGAGCUACGAGAGGAUCUGGAAUAGCCUCGGAGUGAUGGAACGGCCUCAGCACUUCAAUCAAUGAAAUGAUUGGCUCCCAUCUUUUUGUUUUGAUUGGUGGAAUAUUCUGUUUUAUUAUUACUAUUAUCAUUAUUUGCGAUUCAUUUUAGGAGAUUGCUAGGUACACAACCAGCAUUUUGAGCCGUUUUCGGGCCCAGUAAUAAUUAUGAUUAAUAAUGUUAUAUAGUAGUGAUAUUGCUGAUAAUGGGAGGGGGACAGGAAUGUCUUUUAAAUAAGGGCUUCCUAUUGGCUGACAUUUAUGAGUCACAAUCUUAACCUUUCCCUACUCCAAGUGCUUUAAAAAUCCAGUCGCUCGUUCAUUAUUGGCGCUUUUUUUUUACUGCAAAUUCCUUAUUACGAUCCUGCUCUCUGGUCCGUUUAUUUCGCAGUGUAUAAGCAAUUAUACCUUUUAUAUCGACUGUAUUUUUGUAGCAAGCAUCACAGAUAUCAUCGCUUUAACCAAUGACAGUUACUUAGAAUCGCAACUGACUUCAGUUUUAUAAUAAACAUCACUGUUGUUUAGUUUACCAAGGGCAUGCAUGAUUCACAUUCAUCUGUGGAUCACUAGCUGAAAAUAUUUUACAGCUUUGUUUAUAAAGGCAUUCACUAUUUUUUCUGUAUUUUAUCUCUUAUCUUUGCAAUUCACAUUUUUUUCCGAUCAGAGAGCGUGAGACAUUUUGAAGAAAUGCAGAUUGGGAGGAUAUUUGGCUGCCGAAAGUGCACUCCAAUCUUAUAUGGGAUUAAAGCUUAUAUACUAUAUAUAAAAACAUAUACAUAUAUAUAUAUUUAAGGUAAAAAUUCUAUGGCAGUUGCAAAAAACAAUGUAAAUUCUGAUCUGUCUUUUAUAUGGUGAAAUAUUUUUGUAGAAAAAUAAAAAGGAGUGGGCAAGCUUGCGUGAGGAGAAAAGUAAUUUCAUAUAUAUUGUUUUGUACAAAUAUGACAGGUGUUGUCACAUCAGCAGGAACCAUAUUCGCCCCUCAUGUUUAUUUCACCGUAUUCACUCAGAAAUGCCAAAACAACAUUACGUCACGUCGCCACCAAUCCGAAUUGUCACACCUCCCCAGGACUCAUUGUUUUUAUCAUGUAUUUGUGUUUGUUUGUGUGAGGUACACUACAUGCUUCUGCUGUAACUUUUGUGCCUGUCUCUGUUUAAAUCAAUGACAUGAGCCCAUACUGAAUAUAUAUCACACAACGGGGAUGAAAACUAUCCGUCUCCUUGGUAAUGAGCAUUCGCUACACCACGUAUGGGAAAAAUGCAGACAUGAGAGUGAUGUAGACAUCGAGUGUGUGGAGGUGUGUAGAUGUGUCGAACUCGGGGUGUUGAGAACCAAAAAGCUUGAGAAGCAAAACUUUUCAUCAAAGGUUCUGGAUCUACUAAUUACUCUGCUUGGCUGCCUGGAGACUUAACUGUGCCCUAGGUAAACAGAAGAGAGGUCAUGUUUCAAUGACUGAAACUAAAUUUAUUAAGUCUGGGGACUUUCCUUAGAUUUUGGAUUUUCUAACCACUGUUCCCUUUGAAUCCCAAACAUGGUCGAAUGGAUUAUACACGCAUAAAUGUCCGGAUAAAACAAUUAUGUUUUGUUAGGUAAGUAAGGAAUAAUUGACGACAGGCCAUUGAAUUAUAAGAAUUAUUCCGCUUAUACAACAGUUACUUAAAAAUUUCUCCGGUGCCUGUUUUUAAGACAU
Molecule: messenger RNA, 3964 nt
Organism: Paramisgurnus dabryanus
Lineage: Eukaryota; Metazoa; Chordata; Actinopteri; Cypriniformes; Cobitidae
Gene: mmp17a
Product: matrix metallopeptidase 17a
Biological process (GO): extracellular matrix organization; collagen catabolic process; proteolysis
Cellular component (GO): extracellular matrix
Molecular function (GO): zinc ion binding; metalloendopeptidase activity
Source: RefSeq, a predicted model, not a curated record